AUGGAGAAGCCCCGUGAGCUGCUUCAUCGCGUGUUUCUGACCCAGGAGUCUCAUGUCUUCUCCCAGCAUCCACACAGUUGCAACAGUAGAGAUGAUAGGAAGACCAGAAAAAUCACCGUCUGUCAGCCUCAGGUAAACGGGAAUCGCCCCCUGCUGGCCGACGGCGGGAACGCAGACUUUGCAGAAGGCCUGGAGGAAGAACAUUUCACAUUCCCCAGUAACAUUCGCCCCACCCAGGUGAAAAGAGUCCAGUGUGGCUUCGCGAUCAUGGAGGUGGCCAAAUGUGCUGAAAGGCUGCAGCACGGGGCAGACUGGAAGCCAGGUUCUGAGGUGGGGGACCAGCACCCUCACGUGACAGAGGUGAUGCUUCAGGAGUUCAGCCCUUCUGGGCCCAUCCUCUCCAUCCGGGUCUGCGGGGCUCCGUGUGUUACCGUCCAGCAGCCAGAAGUGGGCAGCGGCCGGGCCUUGCUCCGGAAGCUGGACUGGCUCUGGCCCAGGGCAGCCUGCAUCAGCACUCUUCUGGAAAGCAGCAAGGGGCUCACAACCCGGACUCAGGCUUGGAAUUGGGACUUGUUUUCCACUCCUCCCUGCCAGGGCCCCUCCAUCACGAUCCUGGACACCCCUGCAGAGUCCGCCCCGCCUGUCUGUGAAGAGCUGGCCGGCGGAGGCCGAUUUCAUGGGGCUCUGAGAGGCUGGGCCAGCAGAAAGCAGGGCAAGAGCCGCAGCCCGCCUUGUUGCUGGCAGCUGAGCUGGGCUCCGGACUGCUUCCCAGAUGGAAAACACGCCACCGCCGGGCAGCUUCGUAAGACCACCGGCUUGGCUUCAGGUGCAGGCUGCGGAGGGUAA
Rangifer tarandus platyrhynchus (Svalbard reindeer) is the source of this 846-nucleotide messenger RNA. NCBI's taxonomy places the organism in Eukaryota, Metazoa, Chordata, Mammalia, Artiodactyla, Cervidae. The record is from the annotation of a GenBank genome assembly.